AUGGACGGGUUCUUGAGGAGCCGAAAGACGGCGCGAUCGCAAGAUCGAGAGCGGGCUGGCAUGCAAGGUGCCGUGCAAAGUGCCGUGCAAGGUGGCAUGCAAGCUGCGGUGCAAGGUGUUGCGCAAGGUGCCGAGCAAGGCGGCAGCCAGGAGGUACGUGCGGGAACGCCAACAGCCGAGCAAGAGACUGGAGUAUCGGCGAAUGCAGUGGAGAGGACGCACGACAUGGCGAACGAGCUAUACUCGCUCGUAAUGUCGAAGAACAACAUCCUCAUCAUCAUAAAGGAGAAGCAAGCCAAGCUAACGGCAAUGGCAAAAAGAGCAGUGCAGGAGCACAAGCGGCUUCUGCAGAGAGCCGAGCAGGCGGAGCAGGAGCUCGAAGCGGCGGCCACCCAGGCGAAAGAGCUGCACGCUAGGGCCGAGGCAGCCGAGGCGAUGGCCAUGGCGGCUGAGGCGAUGGCAGCAGAAACCGAGGCGAAGGCAGCAGAAGCCGAGACGAGAGCCGAGGCGGCGCAAAGGGCACGGGCGGAAGCCACGAUGGCAACGCCAGCGAUCGACCUUGCAACACCAAAGGCGAGGAUGGAAAAGAGGAAGCGGGAGACCCCGGGGGAAGAAGAGGAAAAGAAGAAGCCCCGGGGACCCGAAGGAAGCCCUGAUGCGGCUGGCAAAGGUGAAGAAGGCUGGCAAACGGUGCCCGUACGGUCGAAGAAAGGCCCGCCAAAGCCGACUACCAGCCCAAAUCCUGAGCAAAGGAGCCGGCGAAAGAGCUUCCGGCAACGCAUCCCCGAAGAGAUGCAAUUCAGGUCGAGAUGA
Messenger RNA from Anopheles darlingi, 813 nucleotides. RefSeq names its product tol-Pal system protein TolA-like. The record is from RefSeq and is a predicted model, not a curated record. The transcript has a single exon. Bases 1 to 813 code for a protein of 270 amino acids. NCBI's taxonomy places the organism in Eukaryota, Metazoa, Arthropoda, Insecta, Diptera, Culicidae.